Physcomitrium patens is the source of this 2259-nucleotide messenger RNA. Lineage: Eukaryota; Viridiplantae; Streptophyta; Bryopsida; Funariales; Funariaceae. The record is from RefSeq and is a predicted model, not a curated record.
UGCACUGCUGCUGCGCCGUAGCCCUAAUUCCUCUGCCCUUUGCUUCUUUGUGCUUGUGCCCACUCGGGCCGGUGCGCUUCUCGGGCUGCAGGUUCGCUGGCAUUGCAUUCUGAUUUCGCGUUUCCUGUGCUUUUGAUGUGAGUGCACCGUUUUAAAUUGUAAUCGACAGGCGCUAGCAGAUCAUCCUGUCGAGGAUUUCAAAGAGCUGCUUCGCGUGGUUUCAACUCUAUGACACUGAGGUGUUAGUGUUUUGUUAGGUGUUCGGAAGAAAAGGGCCAUUUCUAACUGGGCAGAAGAAUACCGAUGAAAGGCUGGGUAGAGUGUCACUGAUCGGCGUGCAUGAGAAGCUCAUGAAUGAGGCAAUGGUGCCACCCACUGAUCCAUUCCGGCUUCGAGGCCUUGCAAUUGCACUCGAUUCUUCUCAUGUUUCAGACACUCAGGAUGGGUUUUAUCCAUCGGGACUGUUUGCCGGGAUGAGGUCUGUGUUAGGGUCGCAAGAGGGGCGCGCUGCCAUGAAAAACGCCCCUUUAAGAAAUAUCGAUGUGAGAGAGAAAGCCAUUUCGGCUGCGGGAGCUGCAGUAAUUUCGGCCGUGAUUGUUAAUCCUUUAGACGUCGCCAAGACAAGACUCCAAGCGCAAGGAGCUGGAGUAUCUUAUCAGCAGACAGCAUGUGAAAUGGAGGGUUCAAAAUCGUUCAAGGUGAGUGUGGAUGGAAGGUGUCCCCCGGCAUGUCCUCGAACCACCGUCGCAGGAGUAUCUUAUAAUUGCCCUCCUCCGGGUCAACAGUACAAGGGCACUUUGGAUGUUAUGCGAAGAGUUGCUCGUGAGGAGGGCUUUAUUCGCUUGUGGAGAGGCCUCAACGCUUCCCUCGCAAUUGCUGUGCCAUCAGUGGGAAUCUAUCUACCAAGUUACGACUUACUUCAAGAUACUAUGUGUCGAUAUUCCGAUGAGAAUUCUCUGGGUUUGAAGCCGUAUGCACCAAUGCUAGCUGGUGCUUUAGCACGAUCUCUCGCAGUUCUUGUAUGUUCACCUCUUGAGCUUGCGAAAACCCGUAUGCAGGCUCAAGUGGAUCCAAGGACUGGAAAAUUGCCUGGGAUAGUCUCCGUCUUACGUAGUGUAAAUAACACAUAUGCAACGGAUGGAGGUCGAUUGCAAGGAAUUAGGGUUAUGUGGACAGGCGUGGGAGCACAGCUUGCUCGAGAUGUUCCAUUUUCUGCUAUUUGCUGGAGUGUUCUGGAGCCUGUACGAGGCUUUGCCCUUGAAACUGCAGGCCCUGACCCACACAUAGGAAGGGUAUUGGGAGCCAAUUUUGCUGCAGGCAUGCUUGCAGGUGGAAUCGCAGCAGCUGCCACUUGCCCUCUUGAUGUAGUGAAAACCUGGCGUCAAAUUGAGAAAGAUCCUGCUAAAGCUAUGUCAUCGACUCUUCGGCAAACCCUUUCUGAAGUCUGGCAUAAAGGAGGAAUGCGUGGCUUAUUCGCAGGAGUUGGGCCCCGCAUUGGCCGCGCUGCACCAUCAACAGGAAUAGUAGUCUCAUUUUAUGAGGUUGUCAAGUAUGUUCUUCACAGAACAUGAAAGCGGAAUCUAAACAUACUCUUCCUGCACAAGACCCUUCGUUCUCUAUGCAAGGGUUUCUGAAAAUUCACCUGGCCAGCGUCGAAGUUCAAGGUUUGGUCACUUUUAUUCAAUUCAAGAUAUCCACAACGGGUUUGGAAUUCUGGAAUUCUGGAUUUUUUAAAAUAUUUAUUACUUUUAAUCAUUGAUGCUCUAAUCGCAGCAUGGAAAUGAGCCACGUAAUCACUCUUCUAGUUGCUUGUAGGAAGAGAGAGAUUAGUUUCAAGGUUCUGGCUGUCAGCACCCAGUAAAUAGAGAGACCUUGAGCACCUUCGAUUCAACACUGAAAAAAUGUUGUCAGCUGAGACAUUUCUAGAUGUACUAUCAACACUUCCCCUGGGUGAGCACAUGGACCUCAAACAAGCUCUGGCCAAUCUAGGUCAACCAUUGGUAUCAUGCCUCUUUUUAGUUCUAGGAUAGACUAACCACCUCUACAGAUUUUGCAUUCAGAAAGGUUCGGGUGUUGCAAUGCGAUCAUGUAAUCCUUUUGCUACCCUUCGCCAUUGAAAAGCUCCACACUUCAAGGUUGAGAUGAUACAAAUGACAGAAUGUUGUCACGCACUCUCUGCUGGUUGGUUGUCUCACAAUCUCUUGGAUUGCACCUUUUGUAUUACAGCCGAGAUAAUUGAUUCAUAUGUGUCCACAUCAA